Messenger RNA from Lodderomyces margitis, 2718 nucleotides. RefSeq lists its product as uncharacterized. Bases 1 to 2718 code for a protein of 905 amino acids. Gene Ontology annotation, cellular component: EMC complex. The record is from RefSeq and is a predicted model, not a curated record. The transcript has 2 exons. NCBI's taxonomy places the organism in Eukaryota, Fungi, Ascomycota, Pichiomycetes, Serinales, Debaryomycetaceae. Gene Ontology annotation, biological process: protein folding in endoplasmic reticulum.
AUGCGAGACGAUCCUUCAGCUGCCAUUAAGUUCCCAAUUAUAGUUAAAAUUCCAAUUAAUUGCUUCAGAAAUGAAGCAUGUCCUGUAAUUUGUGUUUCGUUAUUUGUGAACCUCCUUUUCAUUUCAAGUUAUGCCCAUGCAAUUCUAAUUGACAAAGCAUUCACUUCGACUGAGUCUAUAAAUUAUCUUUAUCAGACACCUGUUUAUGAUUUACAAGUUUUAGACAGCAACAUACUUGUGGCUAGGAAUGAUGCUAAGCAGUUGAUUGGCCUAGAUGUAUUGAACCAGAACCUCAUUCAAUGGAAGUUGGAUCUCGAUGUAACUAAGGAUUAUCAACUUUUGGUAACCAAUGAUAAGAUACUUGGAUUUAAGUUAAAUGAACCGGAAAUUAUUGAAAUUGAUGCAAAUGGAGCGAUCAACUUUAUCGAUAUAAAGAGGAGCAUUGCCCAUUUAUAUGAAUGCAAAUAUGGUGGUGUCUUUGUCUUGACUACUGAUAAUGCAUUGAUCUAUAUUGAUCAAAAUAGUAACAAGCAUCAAGUACAUUCAAAUGUUUCAAAUUUUGUUGUUGAUUGCCAUGAUGGAUACAUUUAUCUCAUUAUUGAUAGUGCACAGUUGAUAAAGCUAUCAACGAAAGGUGAAAUAGUGUUUGAGAAGGAAGUAUCAUUAGGGUCGAUUCGGGAAUUCAAGUCAGGUAUAGCAUUAACUCAAAACGAUCAAAUUUUUAAACUUGAUCAUCGUUCAAAGUCAUUCAAAAGAGUAGACAAUGAUGAGUUUGGGAAUUUGGUAGUGAUUGGAUCGAGUUAUUUGUAUUCACGAUCCCCAAAAGCUGUCAAGUUAAUCAAUAUAGAUAAAAAGGCAAAACAAGUAUUUGAAAUUAAAGCUACAUCGCUUGUGAAACUUUAUUCAACUACGUUGCAACACCUUUUAAUUAUUAGCGAUGGUACCACGCGUCAAGUCUAUGAUUUAACUGAUUUCUUGUAUACCCACGAUACGCAUAGUAUUAAAAAAUUCCAAUUCAAAUUAGGUAAAGAUUAUCCCUAUGAAUUAAUUGCCACUACGCCUGAUUUCCAAUUGGGGUAUGUUGCACUUGAUGGGAAUCUUUAUGGUGAAUUGUUUAGCUUAUUCGAUGGAAGUAAAGUGAAAGAUAUCAAGCCAACCAAACCACAGUAUUCAUCAGAUAAAGGAAUCUAUAUAAUAAUCGAUCCUCCUGAAUCUGAUAAGAUUAAGUCUGAAGUUUACAAUCUUGCCAAGGAAUCGAACAGUAAGUUGGUAUUUACCAAUUGGUUGCAUCGAGUCAUUAGACACUUGAACGAAUUGGGUAGAUUUAUCGUUGAUUACAACCAUUGGUUUGACUUUGAGGAUUUAUCAAUGGAUGCAUUUAACAAGUUGAUUGUAUUUUACGAUGCAAAGGAUCAUAAAGUGGUUGCUGUAAAUUCUUAUGAUGGGGAAGUGGCUUGGGAGUCUAAUCCAUUAGGAGUUGAAAGUGAAUUCAUUACUUUGAAACAGAUUGAUACACAGGAUAAUCAGGAAGUUAUUUUAGUUGUAUUUGCUACUGAGAUUUACAAGCUUUAUUCGCAUAAUGGAGCAAUAGCUCUGGUGAUUAGUAAUGACGAGGGAUAUACAAACAUUGUACCAGUGGAUACAUUUUAUGCAUUGGAAAGCAAUCAUAAAUUCCUCAUUCCUCAUGCUAAUCCCAGUGGCGAAAAAUUGCAUUUUGCAAAAACAAUUGAUGAUUCUGAAAUCGAUGGACAUGUCAUCCUUCCUGGUUCAUUAGAUUCGAUUCAAACGUGGUCAUAUAAUUUCAAUGAGCCAAUUGUCGCCCAAGCAAGAAUCAAUAAUCAAGAUUCAAAAGUAUCAACUAUUGGAAUACCAAAAUCGGAUAAAUCGGUAUUAUACAAGUAUCUUAACCGGAAUUUAAUUGCAGUAUUGACAUUGGAAGACCAAUUAAAGUUUUAUUUACUUGAUGGUGUUUCAGGUGAGCUAUUGCACCAGCAGUCUCAUAACAAGUCGGAAAUAAUUGAUCCGAAUUCAAUCAAUUUGAUCAUUGAUGACAAUUGGAUAGUGUACACCUAUUUUACAAAACAACCACGAUUAGAACAACGUAUCAAUGUGAUUGAUUUAUUCAAAACCAGCAACAAAGAUAACAAGGACACGAACAGCAAUGCCGGUCUUAAAAUUGGUCAAGUAUUCACUGAGUCAUUUGUAUACCCAGAACGAAUUUUGGACUUGUCAUCAACUCAAUCAAAGCAUGGUAUAACUUUGAAAUCGAUAAUUGCUUAUACUGAGUCGGGUAACCUUGUUGAGUUGCCAAAAUUUAUCUUAAAUUCAAGACGUCCUCAACACCAAAUGAAACCAACUGAAUUUCAGGAUGAUUUUAGAUUAACUCCUUAUGAUCCAAUUGUACCGAAGAACAAUUAUCAAACGAUUAACCACAAGUAUCAACUCUUUGGCAAAACCAAUAAGAAGAAAGAAAGUGCCUCAUCGAUAUUGAUCAAACCGACUGAUUUUGAAAGUACGGUGGUUGUAUGUUUUCUCAAUAAUGAAGUUCGAUAUUGUUCAUUAGUUCAACCAAGUUUGUCAUUUGAUUUAUUGAAUAAGAAUUUUGAAAAAUUGAAAUUGGUCAUUACAAUUGUUAUUUUAUUUGUGUUGUUUAUUGUCACGAAACCUUAUGUUGCUAAUAAGAAAUUGAAAUCGCAGUGGUUGGAUUAUAAAAAGUAA